Wasmannia auropunctata (little fire ant) is the source of this 2809-nucleotide messenger RNA. RefSeq names its product dnaJ protein homolog 1-like. The record is from RefSeq and is a predicted model, not a curated record. Gene Ontology annotation, molecular function: protein-folding chaperone binding. Gene Ontology annotation, cellular component: cytosol. The transcript has 2 exons. Gene Ontology annotation, biological process: negative regulation of transcription by RNA polymerase II. NCBI's taxonomy places the organism in Eukaryota, Metazoa, Arthropoda, Insecta, Hymenoptera, Formicidae. The coding region runs from base 744 to 1799 and encodes 351 amino acids.
CACACACACACGCAGAGCUAAAAGCAUAAGGGCAAGAGAGCGGAGUUAUUCCGUAUUUGUUGCUCCGAUCCGUAACCUUGCGACCCGUUUGCGAAUCGAUCGCACGCUUUCCACGUUUACGUUUGUCGGGUAGAUUCUUUUCCUUUCCAUUUCGCACCGAAUCCAUUUCCCGCGCGUGUAAAAUGUGAUGGUACGAGACGGCUAUGCGAGCUACGACGACAAUGGCAACGACACGGGACUUGCAAUCUUAAGGGUGGGGUAUUUAUUUUUGCGUUGCAGCUCGAAUCGUGCAAGAACGAGCGAAACAUUCGUCGCGUAUUCGCGGUCAUCAUUGCCAGAAAUAGAUAUCGGUGAUGUGUACGUGGGUGUGUUGGAGCGCUGUGUGUGUUCUCAAUGGUCCCCAAUGAUUCUCCAUCGCUCGAGAUUCGAUACGAAAAAAAUGGCAGGAAAUUCUCGCGGCAACGCGGAGACGGAUAAGUCGAAUCGCGUUGCGUUCCCGUGCUCGUGUCAAAGCGACGCUUCUGGCGACGCUUACCAAAUAUAUGAUGAAUGCACGUUUGCGUGAAAACAAACGCGAGCCAAUGUGCGAGUUGUAAUUCGUAUAUGUAACUCGGAGAAAACAUGUCCUUCCAUCUCUUACCAUCAUUUCCUUUCGUUUGACACUGUGUUUUUUCAUGCGGAUAUUAUCCUACUGACAAGAGUGUGACACGCGCACGUGACUUGUAAACGAAAGGUGCGAGGAGAUGGGAAAGGACUACUACAAAAUACUUGGCAUAGCCAAGGGAGCGAGCGAUGAGGAGAUAAAAAAGGCUUACAGAAAAUUAGCCUUACGAUACCAUCCCGACAAGAACAGAAGCCCAGGUGCUGAGGAAAAAUUCAAGGAGAUAGCCGAGGCAUACGAGGUGUUGUCGGACGCGAAGAAGAGAGAAGUCUACGAUAAAUUUGGCGAGGAGGGUCUGAAAGGAGGUGCCUCGGCCGGUGGAGGCGGAGGAGGUGCCACGUACACUUUCCACGGCGAUCCUAGGGCAACGUUCGCACAAUUCUUCGGCUCGGCCAGCCCUUUCCACAACUUGUUCGAGUUCGCUGGUAACCGCGGAGGUGGAUUCGCCUUCCACGACGACGACAUGGACAUCGACAUGGAUCCUUUCGGACUCGGCGGCAUGGGACCACCGCGGCAAGGCGGCGCCUUUAGAUCGCAUUCGUUUAACUUUGCGAGCCCGAAUACCUGUAAAGGGACUGGCAAGGAUCGUGCCCAAGAUCCGGCCAUCGAGCACGAUUUGUACAUUAGUCUAGAAGAGAUUCUGCGAGGUUGCACGAAGAAGAUGAAGAUUUGCAGACGGGCCAUACAGCCGGACGGUAGCACUAAGAAGGAGGACAAGCUUCUUACCAUCAAUGUAAAACCGGGCUGGAAAGCUGGUACCAAAAUCACUUUCCAGAAGGAAGGCGAUCAAUCGCCGCGGAGGGAACCCGCGGACAUUGUUUUUAUCAUCAGGGACAAGCCGCAUCCGCAAUUCAGGAGAGAAGGCAGUGACAUUAGAUAUACGUGCAAAUUAAGCUUGAAGCAAGCUUUGUGCGGUACUAUUGUCGAAGUUCCUACGCUAACCGGCGAAAAGAUACCUUUGAAUCUAACGAGAGAGAUUGUCAAGCCGAAUACGGUCAAGAGGUUCCAAGGACACGGUCUACCCUUCCCCAAAGAACCAUCGCGGAAGGGCGAUCUUCUCGUAUCAUUUGACAUCAAAUUCCCUGAAACUUUAACGCAAAGCGCCAAGGAUAUAUUGUAUGACACGUUACCCAAUUGAGCUCGUAUUACCGAUCGAAAAACGCGCAAACGCGUAUGACAUAAGAAUUAUUGUCGUAAUUUCACAUAUUUAAUCGUUUCAAUCAGCAAAAGUAUGGAUAUGUCUCGUGUACGUUCUAGUACAUGUAGAGACGCACGCGAAGACGUAGCGACAAUGACGACGAAGACGAUGACUACGACUACUACGAUUAAACGAACAACUAUGAUAAAAUGAUCGAGAAGAUCGGUUAAAUAUUAUCGCGAUUUGUUCUUAGAGGCCAAAUCAAAUCAAAUAAAUAUGUAUUUUCUUCGACGUUCGAAAUUUAAUUCAAUUGAAAUUCAGCGACUUGAUGUCUAUAUGUAGCUGCGUGAUUGGUCUCUAACGAUAGUUUUAGUCAAUAUCGACUAAAGAGUAUAAGACAUAAAAAGUAUAAACACACACACACACAGAUAUAAAUAUAUUAAAUUAUAAAAUUAUUAUAGAGAAUCUGGUAUAUAUUCGCUAAUUUCACAUUGUUGUGUCUGGAUUACUUGGUUUUCUCCAUUGUACACAUGUGCGUAUGUGCAUGUGAAUGCGUGGGCGUGUAUGUGCGUGUAUGUCCUAGGGGUACAUACAUGUGGUAUGUACGGAGGCUGUAGAAUAACGCAAGUGCAAUAUCAGAAAUUUUAUCCGUUUCACUUAAACGAGGUUCAUGUACUCGUGACACGUGACACGCUGUUCAGCGAUAUAACACGCUUAUAGAGUUAUCGAAAGCAAAGAAAAGAAAAAGGAAAGAGUGAGAAAGGGUGAGACGAAAAUUUCAGAUAUUGCAACGAAUAUUGUACAUCAUUUUUGUCGUACACUCUGUCUUAUAAUAUAAAGAAAAAAAUUUUUGUUUACAUUAGAUAUUGCAAGACACAAUCUGUCGAAUAUAUAUUAGGCUCGAUUGUUUCUUCUAAUGUCGAGUCCACAUCUUGUUAUGUAAUUGCUCCUAAGUUUAAUAACUGAUUAAUUAUUUGUACGCUAAAUAAUAUGAGAAAUAUUAGGUUGUA